GCACCAAACGGCAGGUAUCAAGACCCAAACAGGAGUGAAGGCUUAAGUGUUAUGUUAAAGAAUAACGGAUUUAAACUAUAUUUAAUUGACGAGUACAAAACAUCAUCUUUUUGUAAAUCCGAGACCAUGUCAAAGAUGAGAAACGCUGACCAUUACAUGUCAUGGAUGCGGUAUGCGACAUUAAUUUAA
Messenger RNA from Mucor mucedo, 189 nucleotides. RefSeq lists its product as uncharacterized. The transcript has a single exon. NCBI's taxonomy places the organism in Eukaryota, Fungi, Mucoromycota, Mucoromycetes, Mucorales, Mucoraceae. The record is from RefSeq and is a predicted model, not a curated record. The annotation marks the transcript as partial.